This is a messenger RNA of Cylicostephanus goldi, 204 nucleotides long. The record is from the annotation of a GenBank genome assembly. NCBI's taxonomy places the organism in Eukaryota, Metazoa, Nematoda, Chromadorea, Rhabditida, Strongylidae.
AUGAAAGCUGAAAACCCAAUCUAUGCCUCGCAUCGUCGAGAUGAGGAUAAGCGUUAUGAGGGAAGUGUAGAAGUAAUGGGAAGGAAAUUCAGGUCGCGGAAAGGUCAACCAAACAUAAAAAUGGCUGAACAGGUAGCAGCUCUCGCUGCGCUGAUUGGACUCAAUAUUAGACAUUUAUUGGUUGGAGAAUGGGAAGAAUUGUAG